This is a messenger RNA of Miscanthus lutarioriparius, 249 nucleotides long. NCBI's taxonomy places the organism in Eukaryota, Viridiplantae, Streptophyta, Magnoliopsida, Poales, Poaceae. The record is from the annotation of a GenBank genome assembly.
AUGGUGAGGAGGCUUCUUCAGGGAGACGACAACUUGCCGCCGCCUGACCACAGCAAGACGUCGUGGCCGGAGGUGGUGGGCUGGCAGGAGCUCCCCGCUGGGAUCAGGAUCGGCUACGACAGGCCGGAGGUCACCGUCGAGUUCUUCAACGUCGGCGAGACCCCGCCGCCGGGUUUCGACCCCAAUCGCGUCGUCGUCUUCGUGGAUAUCAUCAUCUUGUACGUCGCGGAGAUUCCCGUGCUUGGCUAG